AUGCCUCAACCAGCCAUAUAUUCUCAUAUCACGUCCUAUACAAGAAUCAACUUUGUGGCAUUCUUGGUUGCCUCAAUGGCCAAUAUUGCUGUUAUGGUGUUCCUCGGGGCCACACAGAGCUUCUUCAUGACCGAUGCUUUGGGAAUGGAGGAAAAAGUGGGAAGUUACUUGGGAAGACUGACCUUCUACGACCAGCUGGUGGUGAUCGCAUUGACACCUUUUGUUGGUGUGUGCUGCGAUAGGAUAGGCUCCAGGUAUCUAGAAGUGGCAGGCUUGGCCAUAAUGGGGACUGCUUUGUUGGGAACUGGGUUUUUCGCGAACUCCGUAUUUCCAGGAAUGCUUAUCUGGAGACUGCUUUUUGCGGUCGGAGCAACUGCUUCAAUGAGUGUUGUUAGCGUAAUGUUGAUUGAGUACAAUAACUCUGCCCUCGGACUUGGUAAGCUGGCACAGACCUCUAUCGAGACCUCUAUCGGACUGGCAGACCAAACACCCCCAGAAGAGAAUUUGGAAGAACAACCCACUGAUGAACCUCCUUCUCAGGCAACUUUUGGUGAGCUGAACGAGUUGAACAAAACACGCAGGGAAGGAAAACGGACCUCUGUGCUGGGCAUUGCCAGUGGUGUAGGUGCAGUCUUUGCGGUGUUGUUUCUUUUGACUUUGCCUGUUUAUUUUGGUCAGACUCAAUCAAAGAAAGAUGCCAUCAAGAGCUCCUACAAGGCUGUAGGGCUGGUUACGACUUUACUGGCACUGAUUCUAUUCAAAGGUCUUUACAAGCACGAGAACAUAUACUCGCCUGAGGAGGAACCCGACCAGCUUGGAGAGCUCAGAGCAAACCCCACCGAAACAGAAUCUGCUACCAAUGCUCUUAUGUAUGGAACUAAGAAGACCCACGAGACGUAUUUGCUCGCGGUGAAGCAUGGAUUCAAGCUCAGCUUGCAAAACCCAUUGCUAUUCCUGGCCUACUUUGCUGCUGUUAUGGGGAGAUGUACCACCAUAACAGUGACACUGUUCCUUCCUUUUUACAUCAAUAAGUAUUUCUACAGUUCGGGAAAGUGCUCUGUGGCAGACGCGGAGCAUUGUCGUGAAGCAUACAUUCUGUCAUCCAUAUUGUCUGGCCUAACUAACACUUGCGCCUUGAUCUUUGCGCCUAUAGUGGGAGUGCUGAUAGAUAGGUUUGGAAAUCAUGUGAACAAUCUACUUGUUGCAAAUGUGAUAGGAAUCAUCGCGUUUGCUGGUAUGGCAUUUAUCCGGACCCCAGAUCACAGUGUUUGCAUAUACAUUCUUGCGUGCCUCAUGGGCGUGGCUGAGAUCAGUUUUAUCAUAAUGUCCAUGACCAUGAUCUCCAACAUCAGUUCGCAGAAGAAGUUCUUCCAGAACAAAGGGUGCAUUCUUGGAGUGUCCACUCUGAUUGCGGAGAUUGGAGUGAUGACCACCACCAGAAUAGGAGGGCUGAUCGGCGACUCAUCUCCUUCAUUCCCCUUCAUGCUGAUUGGGAGUGCGGCAUUGACGUUUGUUGUUGCUCUGUUGGUGAUCAAGCGUACAACGCAGGACGUGACAUUGACGUAG
This is a messenger RNA of Kuraishia capsulata CBS 1993, 1566 nucleotides long. RefSeq lists its product as uncharacterized. The record is from RefSeq and is a predicted model, not a curated record. Bases 1 to 1566 code for a protein of 521 amino acids. Gene Ontology annotation, molecular function: transmembrane transporter activity. The transcript has a single exon. Lineage: Eukaryota; Fungi; Ascomycota; Pichiomycetes; Pichiales; Pichiaceae. Gene Ontology annotation, biological process: transmembrane transport.